Messenger RNA from Apaloderma vittatum (bar-tailed trogon), 914 nucleotides. RefSeq names its product ethanolaminephosphotransferase 1-like. The record is from RefSeq and is a predicted model, not a curated record. Gene Ontology annotation, cellular component: Golgi apparatus; endoplasmic reticulum membrane. Gene Ontology annotation, molecular function: ethanolaminephosphotransferase activity. Gene Ontology annotation, biological process: phosphatidylethanolamine biosynthetic process. NCBI's taxonomy places the organism in Eukaryota, Metazoa, Chordata, Aves, Trogoniformes, Trogonidae.
AAAUCUACUCUUUGUUGUGCUCUAAUUCUUUAUUUCUUUUCCUUUCCCAAUCCCUAGACUCCAUAGAUGGGAAACAUGCUCGAAGGACUCAGUCCAGUACUCCUUUGGGAGAAUUAUUUGACCAUGGGCUGGAUAGCUGGGCUACCUCCAUUUUUGUGCUUUCUUUUUUUUCUGUCUGUUCCCGUGACAAUGGGAAGACUGGAGUUUCUGUAUAUACAAUGUAUAUAUAUUUAAGCAUUGUCUUGUUUAACUUUAUGUGUUCACACUGGGAGAAGUACAACACAGGAGUUCUUUUUCUUCCUUGGGGAUAUGAUAUAAGCCAAGUGGUAUUAAUAGCAGCAUAUCUGCUUACCGGUGCUCUUGGUGUGGAAGUCUGGCAGAAGCCUUUCCUGUUUGGUUAUUACAUUACAGAUGCAUUAGUAAUCUUGCUUAUAGGCUUCAGUUUAUUGCUUUCAUUUCCACAGACACUAUACAACAUUCACAGAGCACAUUUAAAGAAAACACUGAAGAAUGAUUCUUUAUAUGAAGGACUCCUACCUCUUGUGUCACCUCUGUUGCUUUUCAUUCUUCUUACAAUCUGGGUGGUGUUAUCUCCAGGCAACAUAUUAGCGAAGCAACCAAGAUUGUUCUUGUGGAUGGUUGGGGUUGCUUUCUCAAACGUUAUUUGCAAGGUGAUCAUCUGCCAGAUGAGCAGCACCCGGCCAGACCUUUUCCACUGGUUCCUCUUCCCACUGGCACUGGUUGUCUACGCAUCCAUCUCCGGGCUUCUGGGCUGGAUGGAAGAAGCAGCGCUCGCCCUGUUCACCGUGCUGGUCACAGCAGCCCACGUGCACUACGGCGUCUGCGUGGGGAAGCAGUUGAGUGAGCACUUGAACAUUUACAUCUUUUCCCUGAAGAAACGUGUCCAGGAGUGA